AUGGCUUCGACCUCUCACUCACCUCCACGCAGAUUCCCUUCGUCGGGGUUUGUGGCUCUCGACCCAAAGCUGAAGGUAGAAGAGGAGGAACUACCCUCCUAUGUGCCAGGAGAUUUUUACCCAGUUACGAUUGGUGAGGUCUUCGUGGAGAGAUACCAAGUAGUAGCUAAACUUGGCUUUGUAUGCACCUCACACAACCGGCAAAAUAAUGAGAUUGCCAUUUGCAACCAUCUCAAGGCAAGCAACAUCGAGCAUCCCGGAACACCAUUUGUUCGCAUGAUACUUGAUUCUUUCAACAUCAUGGGCCCAACUGGGAAUCAACACCAGUGCUUGCUUUACCAACCUCUUGGGAUGAGCUACACAGAAUUUCUUGACUUGUUUCCCGACAAGCAGAUGCCUGAGGCCCUGAUUCAGAGGAGCAUGCAGUUGAUACUCUUGGGGCUAGACUACUUACAUAAAGCCAAGGUUGUCCACACGGCCCUUUCUGAAAUUGAAGAUGGUGAGGCCAACCAGCCAACUGCUAGAAAGGUUCUUGAUGACCGCACGAUCUAUGUCUCGCGACCCAUGCCGAUAAACACGGGAUUACCUGUUCUCUGCGACUUCGGUGAAGCACGCAUCGGUGACAAGCACAAGGGCGAUAUCAUGCCAGGGAUUUACAGGGCUCCGGAGGUUAUCCUGGAUAUGGAGUGGGAUUCUAAAGUGGAUAUUUGGGCAGUCGGCCUCACAACCUGGGAUCUUCUUGAAACAGGAAACCUUUUUUUCGCAAGAAAAGAUGGCCUACUUAAUGAUGAACAGCACCUAGCCGAAAUGGUGUCACUUCUUGGGCCCCCGCCUCUCGAGUUCAUAAGACGAAGCGACAGGUGUCUUCAGUACUGGGAUGAAAACGCAAACUGGAAAGGAUCUAUUCCUAUCCCGGAGCAAUCUUUUGAGAUACGCGAGCGGAGCCUGGAAGGGGAUGUCCGUACUAUGUUCUUGCAUUUCCUGCGAUCGGCGCUCGCAUGGUUACCUGAAGAGAGGCUUCUAGCUGAAGAUCUAGCACGGCACGCAUUUCUUAUGCAGCCCCUACUGGCUGCAGGUGGUCCGAAACAGCACUCUUAA
Molecule: messenger RNA, 1098 nt
Organism: Histoplasma mississippiense
Lineage: Eukaryota; Fungi; Ascomycota; Eurotiomycetes; Onygenales; Ajellomycetaceae
Exons: 5
Coding region: 1-1098 (365 amino acids)
Biological process (GO): protein phosphorylation; regulation of mRNA processing; spliceosomal complex assembly
Molecular function (GO): ATP binding; protein kinase activity
Source: RefSeq, a predicted model, not a curated record